GUCCAGUUAGCUAGUUACUUAUGUCAACGCGUACUGUUGUUUUUGGUGUUGAUUAUAGCGGACUAAACUCCACGGUGAAGUGAAGUUUCUAACGGCGUGGAGCCGAGACCAUGCUUUGGAAUCUAGCUCAGACUACAUCGAUUCGCCCAAGAUCUGUCAACAUAACCUGAGAAGUAAGUCGCCAUGAAACGUCUAUAUAUCGGUGGUCUGAGCCACACCAUCACCCACAAGGAUCUGAAAGACAGAUUUGGUAAAUUUGGUGACGUCCAGGAUGUGGAACUCAGGACCAGACGAGAUGAUGAAGGAGUUCCUUAUAAAACCUUUGGAUAUAUCAACUUAGAAAUUACUGAUGCUGAUUUUAAGAAAUGUAUGACUGUGCUGAACAAGUCCAAAUGGAAAGGUGGAACAAUACAAAUUGAGCAGGCCAGAGAAAGCUUCUUACAGAAACUAGCCCAGGAGCGUCAUGACGCUGCAGAGAAGAUCGAGUCGCCAAGCGUCAACCACAAAGUCAAACUAGUGGAGUCUAUGAAGGAGGCAGGAGUGGAGAACUUCCAUAUGAAGGCAGCCGUUCCCGGGACAGAGAUACCUGGACACAAGGAUUGGGUCGUGAGUAAAUUUGGACGAGUCCUCCCAGUUCUUAAUCUCAAGUGCCAAGGAAGGAACAAGUUUAUCAAGUACGAUCCAUCGAAACACAGCCACAACAUCAAGAAACUAGAGUCUGCAACUGAGGUUCCAGACCUGACGCCCGUGUCCCAACUGACAUGGGAAAUAUCGGGCGGAGAUGACGAGAUCAGCAAGAAGAGGAGAGGGGAGUUCCCACCACAGAAAGAACGACCUGCCAAAAAGAGGAAAGAGUCUUCCAACGAAGUGGUUGCAAAUGGACAGUCUGACAGUGUGAAGUCCUAUGGUACCUUGGAGAAGAGUUCAACAGUUCAGAAGUCUAACGGAGAAACCAGACCUCCAACUAAACCCAAACAAGCCCCUAGGAAGCCCCAGACCCCUGUGUGUGUUUUUGACAGUUGUGACGACUCCGAUGGUGACAUUAGGAUGUUGGUGCAGCAGAGUGCACCGGCGGACACCCCAGUAGACGAGGACAACCUGGAGGUGGUAGGUGAUGACUACAUACCCAGAACAUUCCAGAAGACUAAAGAUGUCUGCCAGCUUCCAGUGGGGUCUUGUAGGAAGGGUGAGGAGGAUUAUGACUCGGCUGAUACUGAUGAGAUCCUCAACUCCAGGAAAACACCCAGCGGUACCAAGCAGGACCAACUGCCCGAGGUCAGUAAAACACAGGAGAAAGCUGAGGUGGAUAAGCAAACCAACAACAUGGAAACAAACAGAGCUAAAGCAAAAAAGGCUGACAAAGUCCUCCCUGAAAAGGCUCUAAAGAAAGUCUUCCCUAAAAAGAAAGCCCCUUCCCCAGAGUGUGAUAGUGGUGAUGGUGGGGAUGAUGACUCGGAAGAAGAGAGUGAAGAUUCUAACUCUUCAAAAGCCAAAAAGACCUAUAAAGUCCUCCCUAAGAAAAAGGCUGUUGAGAAGUCCACUACCCCUUCAGGAUCUGAUGGUGACGACUCGGAAGAGAGUGAUUCUGACUCGUCAAAAGCCAAAAAGCCCGGCAAGAAAGUCCUCUCUAAAAAGAAGACCCCUCCUUUAGAAUUAUCAUCAUCUGAUGAUGAUAGUGAAUCAUACGAAGAUCAAUCUGAGGCUAGCGCCGAUUCUGAAUACGAAGCCAUGUUUACUAACUGUCAGCGGUUAGAGUUUUCACUGGACGAUCUGCAGCAGCUGGUUAAAGAAUCGUUUUUAAAAGGCUUAGACCGGGACAGUGACGAUGACGAUCCGGGAUCUGAUUCACGACAACCUGGACCAAAUCGGAUGUCUGAGAUGUUAUCAACAGAACCCCAGAUUACUGACUCUAAGGCUCCUUUACCGCCAGCUAAAACAGGAAAUGGCAACACACCAGAGGAGAUUCUGGCGGCCAUCUUUGAAGAGGACGACAGCGACGAGGUGAGUGAGAAGAAGAAGAAGAAGAAGAAGAAAGGGAAGAAGAAGAACCCGUCGACGUCACUUCCUGCUUUCCAGGGGACCAAGGCUCUCUUGGCCACAGCUGGUCUAAAAAGACAACUUAAAGAGGAGGGUAAAAUGGAGAAACAGAAACAUGACAGAUUAGUGUCUAAACCCAGUGUCUCAGAGGAUGAUGUCAAGACUGUGGCAAAACCCUCAAAAACUAAAGACUCAACUCCUCCUCCUAGCAGCUCGGAUAGUGAAGAUACAACCGAGUCAUCAGCCCUCGAACAGAAAACGACAUCUAAAGCCAAGGCAGAGAGAACUGUUGAGCCAACAGCCCUAAAACGGAAACCCACAGCAGCGGCCGAGGCGGAGAAGAAGGCUAGCUCUACAUCCAGCAGCGGUUCCUCCAGUGAGGAGUCAGAGAGCAGUGAUGAAGAAGAAGAGGAGAUGGAGGAAGAUGUUCAUAACGCCUCUAGGAGCGUACCCGCUAAGAAGACUCAAAAGGCUGAGGUGUUUAAGAAGCCCCAGAGUGCUAAGCAGCAGGACAACCAGAGACGCCUAGCUGCACAAGAACAGAGGCAGAAGGAAGCUGACCUACAGAAGAAUCUCAUCCAGGGGGCUCUGGCUAAAUUGGAUUCAGCUGGUAAUGGGAAGCAGCACAUCAAGUUCAGCUCUGAUGAUGAUGAUGAUGAUGAUGAUGAUGAUGAACAUACUUCCCCAGUACCUCCCAACCCCAAGAAGACACUGUUCCAGGACAGCCAGUCUGACGAGGAAGACUCUAGUGAUGAAGAAUCACCAGUUAGAGGGAAACCAGGCCAUAAAGACAAGGAAUCUGAGAAGCCGGCGGGCGGCAACCUGUUUGACAGUGAUGAGGAUGAGGAGGAUGAGGAGGAUGGGGACCGGUUCCAGAUUAAACCUCAGUUUGAAGGAAAAGCUGGAGCGAAGCUCAUGCAACUGCAGUCGAGGUUUGGAACAGACGAGCGUUUCCAGAUGGAUCGCAGGUUUAUUGACAGUGAUGAGGAUGUUCCAGAGAAAGAGUUGCCUCAGCCGGUGUGUGAGCUGACAGAGGAGAAGAGGAAGAAUCUCGAUAUCUUAAAUAAUCUGCUCAACAUCAACAUUCAACCCUCCGACCCUAAUAAACCCACAGCCAAGGGCAAGACGUUCAGAGAUAUCUCCGCGUUGCAGUAUGACCCAACCAAAGAGGGGCACGCUGCUUUUGAAACUAAGAAUGAGGAGCCCAAGAAAGAAAGUAAACUGGCAAGGAAGAGGAAGCGUGAGGAGGCUGAGAAGCUUCCAGAGGUUUCCAGGGAGAUGUAUUACGACGUGUCCUUGGACCUGAAGGAGGUGUUUGGAACCUCCAAGGAGGAGAAAACAGAAGAGGAUGUGUCCUGGGAUAAACAGGAGGAGACCAGUCAGGCUAUGGCAGUAGAUUCAGUCAUAGUGCCAUCUCACCAGUCAACCAAUGAGGGAGAGGCAUCGUCAGGCUUCAAGUUCUCAUUCUUUGAUGACCCGGCAUCUGACACCGCCACUGAAAAAGAGGAGUACCGUAUCGAGAUGCUCAAGGGAGCCAAGGUGUCAUGGCAGGUGGACCCUCGUUUCCAGGACAGCAGUGAGGAGGAGGAGGAGGAGGCCAAGGAACAGACUGGCACCGCUAAACCAACAGAAGAGCCAGUGGCGUCAAACAAAGCCUUCUUCUUUUUCCGACUUGACGACAAACGGUUAAAAGUGGGGCCCAAAGCAUUCUGCAGGUCAUCCAAGCUGGAGGACCAGAGAGAGGACUGGGAGGAAAAGAGGACUGGGCUCAUAGAGGAGUACCGUAAAAAACACAAGGAUGCAAGAAGGAAGCUGAAAACUUCCCAAAGAAACUGACCCACAAUAACCACAGGACACUGAGUGAGAGAGAAGAACUGUUGUUUGACUACCAACCAUGUUAGUCAACACUUCUCCUCAGACCAGUUCAAAUCAUUUUUGGACUCUAGGGAAAUGUCUUUGUAUUAAGUUUGUGUUAAGUUCUAAGCUCCAACUGCAAUCGUGUUUCCAGCAUAGUUUUUGUAUUCAUAAAGAAUUAUGGCCGUUUACCAAUAAAACCAGCUCCAUUUUCUGCCACCAGGGGGACAGGACAGUGUUGUAUAACUGAUUGGUGUUUUUGACUGACUUGAGAUGGUGAGGGAGACUGAAGUUGCCCCUAGAUGCUGAUCUCAGGUCAGUUUUGCAUUUCCCCCCCCACUAAUGGUUUACAUUAGGAUUGGGGAAGGGGAAUCUGAUCCUGGAUCUGUUCCUAGGGAAGACUGCUGUCCACAGCUAGAUCCAACUCCAUGUACAUGACAUAAUGAUGUGAAUCUGAUCUUUAAGUUACAGUACCAAUGGUUGUAAUGGUUGAUUUAUGUUUAUUUUCUAUGGAGAAUAAAAACCUGAAUAUCUUUCA
Molecule: messenger RNA, 4429 nt
Organism: Coregonus clupeaformis (lake whitefish)
Lineage: Eukaryota; Metazoa; Chordata; Actinopteri; Salmoniformes; Salmonidae
Gene: nol8
Product: nucleolar protein 8
Exons: 18
Coding region: 184-3873 (1229 amino acids)
Molecular function (GO): RNA binding
Source: RefSeq, a predicted model, not a curated record